UGCGGUGCAUUCGUCUCGUAUCGUCGUAUAAUAGUUAGUUGGUGUUCGUAAGUUACAUGUUACAUUUGUACGUAGUCAGUUUUUUGUAUUCUGAAAAUUCCUUUAUUAUUUUUUCCCAACAAUAGUUUUAUUUUCGUAUGCUUAUAUCGUUAAAAUCCCAUCAGACAUGUUAGGACUCAAGUAUUCAAUACUUGUAGUUUUGUGUUUGGCAUUCGUGCCUCUGAGCGAUCGCUAUGUUUCCGGAGACGCAGGUAUCCAGUUGGAUAGUUCAGAGGAACUCAAAGUCGACGCCAACAUUGGAGUCAGCAAAGAAGGAGCAACGACCGAUCCAAAUGCCGCCAAAAUUGAGGAAGAAAGAAUAAAUCUAGAUGGGUUAAAUGCAGCUCAGUUGCGUGAACUCGGUGAAAGCGCUGAGAAAUUCACAUUCCAAGCAGAGGUUAAUCGUAUGAUGAAACUUAUUAUUAACUCAUUGUACAGAAACAAAGAUAUAUUUUUGCGAGAACUCAUAUCGAAUGCUUCUGAUGCUCUUGACAAAAUAAGAUUAUUAGCAUUGACAGAUCCUAAUCUUCUGGACGCAACCAACGAAAUGUCCAUAAGAAUUAAGGUAAAUAAAGAGUCGCGUAUGUUACACAUUACAGACACAGGUAUCGGUAUGACUCGCGAAGACCUAGUGAAGAACUUGGGUACCAUUGCCAAGUCUGGUACCGCAGAAUUUUUGAGCAACUUAAAGGAAGCAGAAACCCAAGAUAAAAAUAUGAACGAUAUGAUCGGACAGUUUGGUGUUGGAUUCUAUUCCGCUUUCCUUGUUGCCGAUAAAGUUUUGGUCACCACCAAGCACAAUGACGAUAAGCAAUAUAUAUGGGAAUCGGAUGCUAACAGUUUUUCAAUUGCUGAAGAUCCUAGAGGACCAACACUUAAAAGAGGAUCCCAAGUUAGUUUACAACUAAAAGAAGAAGCUAUUGAUAACUUAGAUUUGGAUAACUUGAGGAGCCUAGUGAGGAAAUACUCUCAGUUUAUCAACUUCCCAAUUUAUUUAUGGGCUAGCAAAACCGAAACCAUAGAAGAACCAAUUGAAGAAGAAGAAGAAGAAGAAGUAAAAUCUGAAGAAGAUAAGUCAGAAAAAUCUGAUGAAGAUGCUGAUGUUGAUGCAGCUGUUGAAGAAGACAAAGAAGAAGAAGAUAAACCAAAAACAAAGAAAGUAGAAAAGACUGUUUGGGAUUGGGAAAUUCUGAAUGACAAUAAGCCAAUUUGGACACGUAAAUCAGGUGAGGUAGAACACCAAGAAUACCACGAUUUCUAUAAGGCAUUGACAAAAGACCAUAAAGAACCGCUAGCCUAUACACAUUUCGAUGCUGAAGGAGAAGUAUCGUUUAAAUCGUUGUUAUAUGUCCCCACUGCCCAACCUUCGGAUACAUUCAACAAAUACGGAACAGUUACUGAUAACAUCAAACUUUAUGUCCGAAGAGUAUUUAUUACAGAUGAAUUCAAUGAAUUAUUGCCUAAGUAUCUAAGUUUUCUCAAAGGUAUAGUAGAUUCUGAUGACUUACCAUUGAAUGUGUCUCGAGAAGUACUUCAACAACACAAGUUACUUAAAAUAAUCAGAAAGAAGUUGAUCCGUAAAGCAUUGGACAUGCUUAAAAAGUUAGACGAUGAAUCGUACAAGAAAUUUUGGGCUGAAUAUUCUACUAACAUUAAAUUAGGAAUAAUUGAAGAUCCAUCUAACAGAGCACGUCUUGCUAAGUUAGUACGUUUCCAAUCAUCAGUAGAAGAAACCCCUACGUCAUUGGCUGAUUACGUAAAGCGCAUGAAGGAAAAGCAAGAUCACAUUUAUUACAUUGCUGGUUCUAGCAGGGCUGAACUCGAGAAGUCCCCAUUUGUGGAGGGAAUCAUUCGCAAGGGAUAUGAAGUUUUGUACCUCAUCGAAGCUGUCGAUGAGUAUACGUUAUCUGCCAUACCAGAAUUCGAAGGCAAAAAAUUCCAGAACGUUGCAAAGGAAGGUGUCUCAUUGACCGAAGAUAAGGCGAAGGCUGAAGAAUUAAAGAAACAAUACGAACCACUCACCAAAUGGCUCGGAGACAAUGCUCUCAAAGAACAGAUUUCAAAGGCAGUCGUAUCAGAUCGUUUGGCAGACUCUCCGUGUGCUCUUGUCGCAGGUAUGUUUGGUUGGACUGGUAAUAUGGAAAGGUUAGCUUUGUCUAAUGCUCAUCAAAAAGCUGAUGACCCGCAAAGAGAAUUCUAUUUGAAACAAAAGAAAUCUAUGGAAAUCAAUCCUCGCCAUCCUCUCAUCAAAGACUUAUUGAGGAGAGUGCAAGAUGACCCCGAAGACCAAAAAGCCAAAGAUAUCUCUGUCAUGUUGUAUAGAACGGCCACUCUGAGAUCAGGAUUUAUGCUCCAAGACUCUGCUAGUUUUGCAGAAAGUGUCGAAGCACUUAUGCGACAGUCGUUAGGUAUUCCACUCGAUGAAAAGGUUACCUACGAGGACGAAGAACCAGUUGCUGACCAAGAAGAAGGAGAAGAAGCAGAGGCCGAAGAAGAAGAAGAAGAAAAAGAAGAAUCACCAGAACACGAAGAGCUGUAAACGGGGUUGAAUGUAUAAAAAUAUAUAUUAUUUUUAAGAUAAACUGUAUCAGUUCAUCUUCUUUAUAAGUCUGAUUUUCAACAUGUCAGAGUGUUAUUUAUUGUUUACAUAAGUAAUGUCUAUAUUUUACUAUUAUAAAAUGCCAGUAACAUGUUUGUGUGUUUUAUUUAAAGUUUUCAUCUUUAGAUUAUUUAUUAUUGAAAUUACUUUUUUUUUUUUUUAAUUAGUGUUUAACUCUAAAUCAUCAGACGAGACUAAAAAAUAUAUUGUAUUGUACAAAUUAUUAUUGAUAAAGAAUACCUAAUAUAUAUUUGUUUAUCACUAAAUUAAGUAUAGUUUUUCGUUUUAUGUAAGACAAUGUUAAAUUGUUUUUUCUUUCCAUUUUGAAAUUAGUUUUUCUACAAAAGAAUUUAUUUAGAUUGUUGUUCUAAUAAUUUAUAGAAGAAUUACUUUAAUUGUAUACAAUUUGUGUAAUGAGAUAUGGAACACUAAAAUGGUUAUUGUGUUAGGUUCUUUUAAGAAGAGUCAUCAACUUAGUUAAAAAGUAAAACGAUUUUUAAAUUUUAGAAAUAUAUAAUUUCAACUAGUUUUAUUUAAUCUAAUCGAUGUUCAAUUUAAAACAUGUGUACCUCAUAAGUUGUAAUUGACAUGUUUGUGAUAUUAAGUUUUGCACAAUUAGAAAUAAACAUGCUGUGUUUAGUAA
This is a messenger RNA of Adelges cooleyi (spruce gall adelgid), 3281 nucleotides long. It is a transcript of the gene Gp93, whose product is annotated as endoplasmin homolog. NCBI's taxonomy places the organism in Eukaryota, Metazoa, Arthropoda, Insecta, Hemiptera, Adelgidae. The coding region runs from base 167 to 2578 and encodes 803 amino acids. The transcript has 9 exons. Gene Ontology annotation, molecular function: ATP-dependent protein folding chaperone; ATP hydrolysis activity; ATP binding. Gene Ontology annotation, biological process: protein folding. The record is from RefSeq and is a predicted model, not a curated record.